GACCGCCGCCACCACUACCACUACCACUACCUCCACCACCAGCAGCACCACCAACACCACCAGGAGCACCACCCUGACUUUCUCUUAUCAGACCAGCAGCACUACAGCAGAGCAACGUCUGGUCUGAACCGUAGCUCUUUCGUCUUCUCACGUCCACCUGGAGACACCGAGAUCAUCCACACCAAACCACAACCAGUUUAGUACUGAAGCUGCAGGACUUUUCUCCAUGGAGGCGUCUGUAGAGUCUCGAUGGGGAUCCUCGUCCAUGAUGCCCAACGAGGUGCUUCCCAGUUACCCGUCUGACUCCAGCUUUGUGUCUCACACCGAGGACGACACGACUUUCUCUAGCAUCGAUGCCGAAUGUGGCGGCCUGCCUUCCCUCUUCUCCAACGCCGUCCAGAGCCGGGGCUCAGCCACGUACAGACACAGCCCAGUGCGCCAGGUUUACUCCUCUCCUUUCCUAAGUGGCCUGUCAUGGCUCGAGGGCUCCGGUGCUCACUCCCUCUCGAGCCCGUACCCAUCACCCCCUUCCUCCUGGCACGGCGGAACGUUCAGCAGGAGCCCGGUGCUCCCCCACAGCUCCUCCACCUCGUCUCCGUUCCAUGCAUCCAUCCCUCUGUCCUCCAUCAGAGCCCCUCGCUCUGAGCUUCACCCACCCGGCCUGGACUGCAAGGACAGUGUGAAGGGGGAAAGGGUCAGUCCUGCAGCGGGCACCGAGGGUGUGGGGGGAGUGUACAUCAACCAUUUUGCCAGCGGCGGUGUAUAUCCACAUGACCACGGUCCGCCACAGGCGCACACACACACUCACACACAUUCUCUAGGACACUACAGCUCCUACGGCAGCCCGGUGCAGGACUUCAGCAGCGUUGGCCUUUACUCGCCCUCGUCGUACUCCCCGAAACUACGAGGCAAGAUGAGUCUCUCUCCUACCGAAACACGAGAGUGCGUGAACUGCGGAGCCACGGCUACCCCACUGUGGAGGCGCGAUGGUACGGGCCACUACCUCUGCAAUGCCUGCGGGCUGUACCACAAAAUGAAUGGACAGAACAGGCCUCUGAUCCGGCCUAGAAAGAGACUGGUCGUGAGUAAGAGGGCAGGGACCCAGUGUGCAAACUGCCAGACGAGCACCACCACAUUGUGGAGACGUAACGCCAGCGGGGAGCCCGUGUGCAACGCCUGUGGGCUUUACUAUAAACUACACAAUGUGAACAGACCCCUGACUAUGAAGAAGGACGGAAUCCAGACACGCAAUCGCAAGGUCUCGAGUAAGAGCAGGAAGGGGAGGAGGAACGCCACUAUGGAGCUCGAGUCCUUUUCAGAGCCCUUGAAGCCUCCCGGUUCUGAGCAGCUGGUCGACACCUUCUCUCUGGGACCCUACAGCCACAGCGUCCACCCUAUGGGCACCUCCGCUACACUCCAUGCCCCGUCUCACCUUUCCUACCCGUACCACCCUGCUGCUGCCACCAUCUUUUCCGGCAUGGUGUGACGUAAAUUGAAAAAAAAAAACGAACGCUGACGGUGUACGUGAUUGCAAGUCGAUUGCAUACAAGAGCUUUUUUUUAUUAGCAUGUUUCCUAUUCAUAUACAUAAGUGUGGAUAAAUGUGAGAAAAGAAUGUGUGCUAUUGUAUUCAUAUAAAAACCUUUUCUUUCCUUUUCAUUUCUUUAUUGGCCCUUUUACGGUGCAUUGUGUGAAUAAAUUGUACAGAUGAAUACACA
Silurus meridionalis is the source of this 1717-nucleotide messenger RNA. RefSeq names its product GATA binding protein 1b (gene gata1b). Bases 227 to 1486 code for a protein of 419 amino acids. Gene Ontology annotation, cellular component: nucleus. The transcript has 6 exons. Gene Ontology annotation, biological process: cell fate commitment; positive regulation of transcription by RNA polymerase II; negative regulation of transcription by RNA polymerase II. The record is from RefSeq and is a predicted model, not a curated record. NCBI's taxonomy places the organism in Eukaryota, Metazoa, Chordata, Actinopteri, Siluriformes, Siluridae. Gene Ontology annotation, molecular function: zinc ion binding; RNA polymerase II cis-regulatory region sequence-specific DNA binding; DNA-binding transcription factor activity, RNA polymerase II-specific.